Nerophis lumbriciformis (worm pipefish) is the source of this 363-nucleotide messenger RNA. The record is from RefSeq and is a predicted model, not a curated record. Lineage: Eukaryota; Metazoa; Chordata; Actinopteri; Syngnathiformes; Syngnathidae.
AAAGACAUGGGCAAGAUGCUAGGUGGCGAGGAGGAAAAAGACCCUGACGCCCAGAAGAAGGAGGAGGAGAGGCAAGAAGCGCUGAGGCAACAAGAAGAGGAGAGGAAGGCCAAGUAUGCCAGAAUGGAGGCAGAGAGGGAAAACAUCCGACAGGGCAUCCGGGAUAAGUACGGCAUCAAGAAGAAGGAGGAGAAGGAGGCGGAGGCGGCCGCCGCCAUGGAGCAGGCCUCGGAGGGCAGCCUGACACGCCCCAAGAAGGCGGUGCCCACCGGCUGUGGCGACGAGGAGGAGGAGGAGAGCAUCGUGGACACGGUGAUGAAGUUCAUCCCGGCGCCGCUCAUGGAUAUGUUCAACAAGAAGUAA